GGAAGGUGACCGGGCGCGGAAGUGUCUGGCGGCCGCGCGCCCUCCCGUCCAGGCCCGCAGGCAUGUCGUCUGGGGAUGCGGUGUCCGGUGGGCGGGAGGGUGCCCCACGCGCGGCCGCCGCGCUCUGCGGCCUGUACCACGAGGCCGGGCAGCGGCUGAGGCGCCUGCAGGACCAGCUGGCCGCGCGAGACGCCCUCAUAGAGCGCCUCCGCGCCCGCCUGGCCGCGCUCGAGGGGGACGCGGCGCCCUCGCUCGUGGACGCGCUGCUGGAGCAGGUGGCGCGCUUCCGGGAGCAGCUCCGGCAGCAGGAGGGCGGCGCGGUGGAGGCCGCGCUGCGCCAGGAAAUUGAGAGACUCUCUGAGCAACUAGAAGAGAAGGAGAGGGAGACCCAGCGGCUGAUGAGCCAGCCGGGGCACGAGCAGGAGCAGGAGGUGGCCGUGCUGCGGAGGCGUGUGGCGGAGAAGGAGCGGGCGCGGGCGGCCAGUGACAUCCUGUGCCGCUCUUUGGCCGACGAGACCCAUCAGCUGCGGAGGACUCUAGCUGCCACUGCCCACAUGUGCCAGCAUCUGGCCAGAAGUCUGGAUGAACUGCAGCGCGCACAGGGGGCCGCAGGGGAGAGGAACCCUGAGCCAGAAGGUACAGGUGGGGACGCUUCUGUCCGGGCUGCUAUCGAGAAGUUACAGGAAGAAAACCGACUGCUGAAACAGAAGCUGACACACGUGGAAGACCUCAACGCCAAGUGGCAGUGCUAUGACGCCAGCAGGGACGAGUACGUGCGGGGGCUGCACGCACAGCUAAGGGGGCUGCAGGCCCCCCACGGGCCUGAGAGGCCGUCUGCCCCUGAGCUGAUGAGGAAGGAGAUCUCCCGGCUCAACAGGCAGCUGGAGGAGCGGGUGAAUGACUGCGCAGCCGCCCGGCGGGAGCUGGCGGCCUUGAGGACGGCCCAGGACGCGGCGCUGGAGCGCGCACAGAUGUUGGAGCAGCAGAUUCUCGUGUACAAGGAUGAUUUCACAUCAGAAAGGGCUGACCGAGAGCGGGCUCAGAGCAGGAUUCAGGAGCUGGAGGAGACGGUGGCGUCCCUGCGGCGCCAAGUGUCCCGGAGACAGGACUGCCGAGAGCCAGGCUCCUGCCGGAUUCCCAGUGGGAGCAAAAGCCCCAAGUACUUAGAGGCUGACGCUUUGGAUUUUCCCGUGCCUGGCGGCCAGCGGCCUGGGGCUGGCUCCCAGUGGCUGGAAGCCCCUGCGGAGGGCGGGUGUCCUGGAGCGGCCCGGAGAGUCCAGGGUGAACUGCAGUGCCCGCACUGCCUGCAGUGUUUCGACGACGAGCAGAGUGAGGAGCUGCUCAGACACGUGGCCGAGUGCUGCCCGUGAGCCCCUGGCCGGCGGCGGGCAGGCUGCAUGCCCCCCGCUGCAGCACGGAGGUGCCCAAGUCCCGGGGCCCCAACAGGCUGAGGGGGCUUCUGACGGUUCGCCUUGGCCCCGCUCGAGCUGGAACAGACUGCAUCACAGGGACUGCCGGCGGGGCAGGAGGCCGUGUUGGGGGCAUCUGUGCUCCAAAGACCUUGCUUUGCUUCUGGUGUGGCGUUUGGGUUCCCAAGCUGUCAGGCCAAGGCUGGAGCCAACCUGACAGCCCUGCCCCAGCCUGCCCCUCGGACGCUGCAGCUCGCCAGCAGAGGUGGUGGUCCUUAGGAGGGAAGCCCACCCCGGGACCAGGUUUGCAGAGCUGAGCACUGCCGUGGCACCGGCUCCUGGGGGGCCUUCUUGGCCACAGCAGUCACACAUCUGCACUGACACAUGGGGCAUUGCAAUAGCCUGUGUCACACAGCAGAACUUAGCACACCUGUUUUCUAGUCACUGACUUUAUAAUAAAUGUAUUUGCUGCCGUGA
Messenger RNA from Rhinolophus ferrumequinum (greater horseshoe bat), 1886 nucleotides. RefSeq names its product TNFAIP3 interacting protein 2 (gene TNIP2). Gene Ontology annotation, biological process: regulation of transcription by RNA polymerase II; cellular response to lipopolysaccharide. Bases 63 to 1370 code for a protein of 435 amino acids. Gene Ontology annotation, molecular function: K63-linked polyubiquitin modification-dependent protein binding. The record is from RefSeq and is a predicted model, not a curated record. Lineage: Eukaryota; Metazoa; Chordata; Mammalia; Chiroptera; Rhinolophidae. The transcript has 6 exons.